Messenger RNA from Brassica oleracea var. oleracea, 1192 nucleotides. RefSeq names its product nudix hydrolase 2. The record is from RefSeq and is a predicted model, not a curated record. The coding region runs from base 140 to 979 and encodes 279 amino acids. Gene Ontology annotation, molecular function: NAD binding; NADH pyrophosphatase activity; ADP-ribose diphosphatase activity. NCBI's taxonomy places the organism in Eukaryota, Viridiplantae, Streptophyta, Magnoliopsida, Brassicales, Brassicaceae. The transcript has 10 exons.
ACAUCAUCAAAGAGACAUAGUAUAAAAAUAUACUCGAGGCAGAACGUUCGUUCCUUUUGAUUGGUUUUAGACGUUGGGGAAAAGAGGAGAAGUGCCAUUAGUGCCAAUCAGUUGCUCCACGGCGACGAGGAACAUAUCCAUGUCCGCUUCUUCUUCCUCCUGCACGAACCCGAUGGCCGGCGAGGAGGCAAAGGGCGGCGUUACAGUGCUUCCGGUGGUUGAAGACAAAUACGGCGGCGUGAUGACGGAGAUUAGUCAUCCCAUGGAUCCUUCUGCCUUCUCUGCACUUCUCCAGUCAUCUCUCUCUUCCUGGACUCUCCAGGGAAAGAAGGGAGUGUGGAUCAAAUUGCCUAGACAGCUUAUCGGUCUUGCCGAAGCUGCUGUUAAGGAGGGAUUCUGGUUUCAUCACGCGGAGAAAGACUACUUGAUGCUUGUGUAUUGGAUUCCCAUAGAAGGCGAUACAAUUCCUUCCAAUGCCUCUCACCGUGUUGGCAUUGGUGCCUUUGUCAUUAACCACAAUAAAGAGGUGCUGGUGGUUCAAGAGAAGACAGGAAGAUUUCAAGGCCAAGGUAUCUGGAAGUUCCCCACCGGAGUAGUCAAUGAGGGUGAAUACAUCCAUGAUGGCUCGGUCAGAGAGGUGAAAGAAGAGACAGGAGUGGAUACAGAAUUUGUCCAAGUAUUGGCUUUCAGACAGACCCACAAAGCUUUCUUUGGAAAGUCAGAUUUGUUCUUCGUGUGCAUGUUAAAGCCCCUUUCUUUGGAGAUCAAUGCACAGGAGACAGAGAUAGAGGCAGCUCAGUGGAUGCCAUGGGAUGAAUACACAAAGCAACCAUUCGUACAGAAUCAUGAGCUACUAAGAUAUAUGACAGCCAUCUGCUCUGCUAAAGCCAACGGAGACUACGAAGGCUUCACUCCUCUCCGUGUCUCUGCACCUGAUCAACAAGGCAACUUGUACUUCAACACCCGCGACCUCCAUUAACCUUCUUUCUGACAACAAGCAAAGCAAGUCUCUAUAGUUUUCAUCAAAGCUGGUUCCUUUGUAAGCAUAUUGACACUUGAAUCUUCUCAACUCUCUCACCCAAAAUACCAAACCAUCCCAAAUGAGAAUAUUUUCAUUCAAAUCCAAUAGUUUAAAUACAAGACUAAACGGAGCAGAUCCGUUAGCUAAUCAAUAAUCAUAUUGUUUCAAAUA